CGAAUUUAUCUCUUCACUUUCUUCUUCUCUUGAUACACAUUCUCCUGAAGCUUUGUUUUUCCUUAAUCACAGUUUCUAGAUCCUUCUCCAAAACAACGAUUCUUGAUCUCUAUUUUCGGAUCUGCUGAUAUUUUUAGAAAUUUUAGUUGUUGUUUCGAUUUUAGGGAUUUGUGUGAAGAACAAUGGAUUUUCCAGAGAAUUUGCCAUCAGAUAUAGGAAGAUUAGAGCAGAUUGUUUCUCAUUUCUUCCCAAAAGCACUACACAUAGUUCUCAAUUCUAGAAUCCCUUCGUUGCAAUCUCGUGGUCGUAGUCGUGAGCGUUUAUCAGGUCUUAAUGUUAGAAAAAGUGAUAAAUGGUUUAAUCUUGUUAUGGGAGAUCGUCCUCCUGCGUUGGAGAAAUUGCAUUCUUGGCAUAGGAAUAUUUUGGAUUCUAUGAUUAUUGAUAUCAUUCUUGUUCAUCCGAUUUCAACCGAUACUUUGGAUGUUGAUGAUGAUCAUCAUGGUGAUUCUACUGUUAGAUCAGCUGAGACUGUGAUUGAGCGUUGGGUUGUUCAGUAUGAGAAUCCUUUGAUUAUGUCUCCUCAGAGUUCUGAGUCUGCUACGCGUUAUCAGAAGGUUUACAAGAAAUCUAUUAUUCUGUUGCGGUCUCUUUAUGCGCAGACUCGGCUUCUUCCUGCUUAUCGUGUUUCUAGGCAGCUGAGUUCUUCUCUUGCUUCUUCUGGUUAUGAUUUGAUUUACAAGGUUUCAUCUUUCAGUGAUAUAUUCUCUGGUCCUGUGACGGAAACAAUGAAAGAGUUUCGUUUUGCUCCUGUUGAAGUACCUCCUGGUCGUCUUUGUGCAUCGGUUACUUACCGUUCUGACUUAUCUGAUUUCAAUCUCGGUGCUCAUAUCACAUUGCCUCCGAGGAUAAUAACUGAUUAUGUAGGAAGUCCUGCAACUGAUCCUAUGAGGUUUUUCCCUUCUCCAGGGAAAAGUGUUGAAGGCAAUUCCUUUAUUGGUAGAGCUGGUCGGCCUCCAUUGACUGGUUCAUCUGCUGAACGUCCGCAUAGCUGGACCAGCGGCUUUCACAGACCUCCAGCUCAAUACCCAACACCUAACCAAUCAUUUUCGCCUGCUCACUCACAUCAAUUUUCACCUGGGUUACAUGAUUUCCACUGGUCACGUACAGAUGCAUUUGGUGACAAUCACCAGCUUUCACCUCCUUUUUCGCCAUCAGGUUCUCCGUCUACUCCAAGAUACAUAUCUGGGAGUAACAGUCCACGCAUUAAUGUGAGACCAGGGACUGCUCCAGUGACCAUUCCUUCUUCAGCCACAUUCAAUAGAUACGUUUCAUCUAACUUCUCUGAGCCAGGUAGGAAUCCACUUCCUCCUUUUUCCCCCAAAAGCACAAGACGCUCCCCUUCAUCGCAGGACUCUUUGCCUGGGAUUGCAUUGUACAGGAGUUCUAGAAGUGGAGAGUCUCCAUCUGGAUUAAUGAACCAGUACCCUGCCCAGAAGUUGUCAAAGGACAGCAAAUACGAUUCAGGACGCUUCUCAGGAGUUCUGUCUUCGAGUGACUCACCAAGAUUCGGGUUUUCUAGGAGCCCCAGUAGAUUAUCUUCCCAAGACGACUUGGAUGACCCUGAUUGUUCAUGCCCUUUUGAUUUCGAUGAUGUUGACGAGUCAGGACUUCAGUACAGCCAAAGUCUUGACCGGAGGAAAACUUCAAGCUCUAUAUCACAGUCGCUACCUCUAGGGAGAAGGUCAUCACAGGAUGCAGCUGUUGGUGUUCUGGUUCACAUGCUGAAGACAGCACCGCCAUUACGACAAGACUCGAGCACUUACAUGGCGUCAAUGUCUGGGGUUCAGAGAGAAGGUUCAGUGUCAGGUACAGAAUCUGAAUUUUCGAUGGCUCGUAGCACAUCAGAUGCACUAGAGGAGCUGAGAAACUACAAACAGCUCAAAGACUUGCUUCUCUCCAAAUCCAAAAGUGGGUCUGGAGCAACUCGUGUCCACUGAGCCAAAUCGAAGAGCGAUCAAGAUAUGAGUUAUCGGAUGGAUGUUUGUAAAUAUGGAUUUGAUGACGAGUACUUAACUCUGUUGUAUAAAUGCCAAAGAGCAAUCACGUUUCAGUUUCUGUAAAAGAACUUGCCUCUGAAUAUGCACAUAAAAACUAAUAAAAUUUGAAUCAUUUCAUUAUGAAGUAGUGAAAUUUAUAGAGGGUUUUGCUGUUGUUGAUCAAUGAUUUGUUUUCUCAUCAGGACCUCUUUCUAUAUGAAACAUGGAAUAUAUGAUAGUUCCUAUU
Messenger RNA from Arabidopsis arenosa, 2283 nucleotides. NCBI's taxonomy places the organism in Eukaryota, Viridiplantae, Streptophyta, Magnoliopsida, Brassicales, Brassicaceae. The record is from the annotation of a GenBank genome assembly.